UCUGAAAAUGGCCCUUUAACUGAUUCUGAAGCUCAGUUCAUCAAACACAGGCAGCUUUUGUAUUACAGAGAUGAGUUUGGUGAUAGAGGUGAAAAUGUGAAAAUUGAUCCAUCUAUGGUGUUUGAGAAUGAUAGAAUCAAGAAUGCUUAUAUUGCUUUACAAGCAUGGAAACAAGCUAUCAUUUCAGAUCCCUUUAAUAUCACUCUCAAUUGGGUUGGUCCUAAUGUAUGCAGCUACACCGGAAUCUUCUGUGCUCCGGCUUUGGAUAACCCCAAAAUCCGUACAGUUGCCGGCAUUGACCUUAACCAUGGUGACAUUGCAGGGUACCUCCCGGAAGAGCUUGGGCUUCUUACAGAUCUUGGGAUUUUCCAUAUCAAUUCAAACCGUUUCUGUGGUACAAUACCAAGAAAAUUCAGCAAGUUGAAGAUACUGUUCGAGCUGGAUCUGAGUAAUAACAGGUUUGCUGGGAAGUUUCCUUAUGUUGUUUUGAGUUUACCCAAGUUGAUAUUUUUGGAUAUUAGGUUCAAUGAAUUUGAAGGUAAUGUACCUUCACAGCUUUUUGAUAAGCCAUUAGACGCCAUUUUUAUUAAUCAUAAUCGAUUUGCGUUUGAGUUGCCGGAGAAUUUUGGGAAUUCGCCGGUUUCUGUGAUAGUUCUGGCGAGUAACAGUUUCCAUGGGUGUCUUCCGGCGAGUAUUGGGAAUAUGAGUAAUCUUAAUGAGGCGAUUUUAAUGAACAAUGGGUUGCGUUCUUGUUUGCCGGCGGAGAUUGGGGUGUUGAAAAAUUUGACUGUAUUUGAUGUGAGCUUUAAUCAGUUGAUGGGUCCGUUGCCGGAGAAUUUUGGUGAUUUGGUGAAUUUGGAGCAAUUGAAUGUGGCACAUAAUAUGCUUUCUGGGACAAUUCCGAAAAGUAUUUGUCAGCUUCCUAAGCUUGAGAAUUUUACGUAUUCUUAUAAUUUCUUCACUGGUGAACCGCCGGUGUGUUUGGGGUUGCCGGAGUUUCAUGAUGAACGGAAUUGUUUGCCCAACAGACCGGUGCAACGCUCUCCGGGACAGUGUAAGGCCUUUUUGUCUAAAAAAAUUCAUUGUAGUGCUUUCAGGUGUCAUAAAUUUGUUCCUGUUUUGCCACCUCCUCCGCCACUUUCACCGCCCUUGCCUGCCCCUCCGCCACCUGUUUAUUCGCCUCCGCCACCAGUUUAUACUCCUCCUUCUCCUUCCCCACCACCUCCUCCACCUCCAGUUUAUUCACCACCGCCACCACCACCCUCUCCACCUCCUCCAUCACCUCCCCCGCCUCCACCACCAGUCUAUUCACCUCCACCCCCACCUCCAUCUCCUCCUCCACCAUCACCUCCACCACCACCCCCGCCAUCUCCACCUCCACCACCAGUUUAUUCAUCACCACCACCGCCACCAUCUCCCCCUCCACCAUCACCUCCACCUCCUCCCCCACCCGUUUAUUCGCCACCACCAUCUCCACCUCCUCCAUCACCAUUGCCUUAUUGUAUACGCUCACCUCCACCACCAAAUUCCCCACCUCCUAAUUCUCCACCUCCACCGCUUGCUCACUCGCCUCCACCCCCUUCACCUUACUAUUACAAUUCACCAGCACCUCCGCCCCCAAAUUCGCCGCCUCCACCACCAAAUUCGCCUCCUCCUCCACCAGUAUGCAUAUACUCAUCACCUCCGCCACCAAAUUCACCUCCUCCACCACCAACAUACGUAUAUUCUUCACCUCCUCCACCUCCUUCCCCAUUGCCUUGUAUAGAACCCCCUCCACCACCUCCUCCUUGCAUUGAACCACCCCCACCUCCCUCCCCUUCACCAUCACCUCCUCCACCACCAGUUUAUCAUUACAAUUCUCCGCCCCCACCAUCUCCAUCUCCUCCACCACCAGUUUAUUAUUACAAUUCUCCACCCCCACCAUCACCACCACCUACUCCAGUAUAUGAAGGGCCAUUGCCACCAAUAAUAGGAGUUCAAUAUGCUUCACCACCUCCACCACCCUUUUAUUAAUUCUUUCAGAAAUUUCCACUAACUUAUCCUCAAAGCACAAAAUUAUCCCUACAAUUAUUAUUUCCUCGAACUCUUCAAGCCAUCAACAAAAUCGAGCUAAUACGUGAUCACAAAGUUAAAAUGGCGUGACAGAAAGAAAGAAAAAAGAGGAGGUAAAGAGGAGAAAGAUUGAAUCUCCGCAGAUUUUAUUUUUGAAUUGUUAUCAAAUAGAUUGAAGUUGUGGAGCGAAUAAAUUGGCAAAGAAAAGAUAGAAACUUUGCAGGAAAAUGUAUGUAUAGAGAUCAUAAUCUGGGCUUAAAUCCAGUUUACAGUGCUUGCUGCAUCUAGUUUUUCUAUUUUGUGAGUUUUUAUUGUUAGAUUUUAGUUCCAUCAUACUUUGUUUUCUUUGUAUUUUUAUUUUUUUGGGUUUUUUUCCAAACUAUAGUAUAAUGAUGAGCAUUUUCUGUUUUACUUGUAUUGAUUCUCAGAAUUCAGAUUAUUCCUUUGUGUUU
Molecule: messenger RNA, 2504 nt
Organism: Solanum tuberosum (potato)
Lineage: Eukaryota; Viridiplantae; Streptophyta; Magnoliopsida; Solanales; Solanaceae
Product: leucine-rich repeat extensin-like protein 3
Exons: 1
Molecular function (GO): protein binding
Source: RefSeq, a predicted model, not a curated record